Molecule: messenger RNA, 2526 nt
Organism: Closterium sp. Naga37s-1
Lineage: Eukaryota; Viridiplantae; Streptophyta; Zygnematophyceae; Desmidiales; Closteriaceae
Source: the annotation of a GenBank genome assembly
AUGCCGUCGAAGGGGAAUUCAUUCACGGAGUACAGUGAGAAGCCGGGCUCGCGGCGGCCCGGCUUGCUGAAGAACCAGCUGCGGCUGGUGCGGCGAGUGAUGCCGGACGGCAAGGCGCGCAAGGAGAUAGCUCCGGUGGAGGAGCAGCUGUCGUUCGAGAAGGGCUUCUUCCUCUUCAUCCGCGCCGUGCAGCUCCUCACACAGAACAACGCAGGCGUGAUUCUGGUGGGGCUGGCGGGGCCGUCGGGCGCGGGGAAGACGGCGUUCACGCACAAGGUGGCGGGCUUCAUGCCCUCCAUCGCCGUGCUCUCCAUGGACCACUAUAACGUCGCCUCGCGCGUCAUCGACGGCAAUUUUGACGAUCCGCGCAUCACGGACUACGAGCUGCUGCUGGAGAACAUCGAGGGGCUGAGGCGAGGCGAGGCGGUGCAGGUGCCCAUCUACGACUUCAAAUCCAGCCAGCGCGUCGGCUUCAGGGAGCAAGCAGUCCCCAAGUCGCGUGUGAUCAUCCUGGAGGGCAUUCACGCCCUCAACGAGCGGGUGAGGCCGCUGCUGGACCUGCGAGUGGCCAUCACGGGCGGGGUGCACUUUGACCUCGUCAAACGCGUGCUGCGCGAUAUCGACCGGUCGGGGCAGGCGCCUGAAAGCAUCAUUCAACAAAUUUCCGAGACGGUGUACCCGAUGUACAAGGCGUUCAUAGAGCCGGAGCUCAAGACGGCGCACAUCCGCAUGGUGAACAACUUCAACCCCUUCUCCGGCUUCCAGGACGCCACCUACCUCCUCAAGUCGCGAGCAGAGGGCGAGGGGUGGGAGGAGCGGGUGAGAGCGGUGCUGGCAGGGGGGCAUGCAAGGGAGGAGGUGGAGACGUACGAGAUCUACCUGCUGCCGCCCGGAGAGGACAAGGACACGUGCCAGUCAUACCUGCGCAUGCGCAACCGCGAUGGGCGCUACUCGCUCAUGUUUGAGGAAUGGGUGACGGACGGUCCUUUUGUAAUCACACCGCGCAUCACCUUCAGCGUGUCGGUGCGGCUGCUGGGAGGGCUGAUGGCGCUGGGGUACGAGAUAGCCCACAUCGUUCACCGCGAGUCCAUCGUGCUCAAAGAGCAGGGCGAGCAGGGGGGUCAGGGAGAGGCCAGCAGCAUGCUUUCAGUCAAGAUUGACAAGAUUGAGCAGCUCAAAGCCACCUACGUGCAGGUGAUAGGCAAGGACCGCAAGCGUGUGAAGGAGGUGGCGGAGCAGCUGGGCAUGGAGGGGGAGGGGGGGUACAUCUCCCAUCCUUAUAUCGAGGAUAUCAAGCUGCACCACCUCACUCAAGAGAUUCAGAGCAACCAGCCGUCCCCCCUCUCCUCCAACGCGCUCAAGGCUCGUCUGCGUAUAUCAGACGACAUUCUGCCCUUCAGCCCCCCCGUGGGCCCGCGCUUUGCCUCGCCUACCUCCUCCUCCUCUGCUGCUGCUGCCUCUUCCUCCUGGUCGGCAGGCGGCCACAAGCUCGACAAGACCAAGAGCCUAGCGUCCAUGGGACAGGGAGACCCGUCUCCAGACAGCAUGCCAGCCCCCACAGCCGCUUUAGCCAAGGCGGAGAUCAGCACCAUGCGCUCUGCCUGCUCCGCCACUGCCCUGGAGCUGCUCAAGCUGGAUGCUAGAGGGAGCCCUGGGGAAGGGGGGGAGGGCGAGGCUGAGCAGGGGCGGCGGGCGGUGGAAGCAAGCCCUGCAGGGCGUGGUGGUGGUGGGAGGGGAACGUCUCGCACUCGUCAAGGGAGGGGUGCUGACGAGCAGCAGGAGGGGCAGCAGCAGCAGCAGCAGCAGGCGCCAGUGGUGCUGUCGGCAUCGGCGGUGGCGAAAAUGCUGCAGAGCAACGAGGACGUGGAGGGCAAGCUGGCGAGCAUCGCACAGCAGAUGGACCGGCUGCUGCAGCGCUUGGAGCAGGUCGCACAGGCACGCAGCAGUGGCAGCAGCAAACCACCCGCCUCCAGCCUUGCCAGUCGAGCAGAGGGGCACGGCGGGCGCACGGCUGAGGGCGGUCCACAGGGACAGCAGGGCUCCAGUGGUGGUAGCGCGGUGCAGAAUGGCUUGGUGUUUGUUCCGCUGGGGCAGGAUGGCGACAAGAGUGCGAGGGAGGGUGGGGGCGGAGGGAGCGGGCUACAGAGGGAUGUGAAUGUUGUGGCGGAGCAACAGCGGCACAUGACUCGCCAGCUGCAGAGGGAUGUGAGUGUGGAGGCGGAGCAACAGCGGCACAUGACUCGCCAGGUGAGGGGUGUUGAGACAGCAGGUGAGGGGCGGUGGUGGCAGCGUGGUAGGUCGAGUCUCGACACCCCUCCCAUGAGCAGUCCGUUCCCCCAUUUCCUGCCCCCCGUCUCCCCCUUUUGUGCGGACGACCCGCGGUCACGAAAUAGCCCCACCCCCACCCAUCCCACUCACUUGCUCCCUCCCCCUUUGCACACCCCUCGCUCUCGCCCCUGCGCCCCUAGGAGAUCCUCCCUCCCAAGCCACAUGCACUCCCUCCAGCCAAUCCGCCAAUCCAGCUAG